Messenger RNA from Arvicola amphibius (Eurasian water vole), 723 nucleotides. RefSeq names its product NK3 homeobox 1 (gene Nkx3-1). Gene Ontology annotation, biological process: cell differentiation; regulation of transcription by RNA polymerase II. Lineage: Eukaryota; Metazoa; Chordata; Mammalia; Rodentia; Cricetidae. The transcript is spliced from 2 exons. Gene Ontology annotation, cellular component: nucleus. Gene Ontology annotation, molecular function: DNA-binding transcription factor activity, RNA polymerase II-specific; RNA polymerase II cis-regulatory region sequence-specific DNA binding. Bases 1 to 723 code for a protein of 240 amino acids. The record is from RefSeq and is a predicted model, not a curated record.
AUGCUCAGGACCCUGGAGCCCCGAGAUGCGCGGGUAGAGUCGGGUGGCCGCAGUCCCUGGGCAGCGCCACCCUCGCAGUCCAAGCGGCUCACCUCCUUCCUCAUCCAGGACAUCCUGCGAGACUGCGCGGAGCGGCGCGGGGGACACGCAAACAGCCCGCAGCAUCAGCGCCAACCAGACCCCAGAAGGGAACCCUCUCGGGAACCUGAGGAAGCAGGAGGUCACGGCGUGGCUCUAGGGGACCCGCCAAAUAUCCGACACAGCCCCGCAGAGACGCCGGCUGAACCUGAGACAGAUGGGCAUUUUGAGACCUAUCUGUUGGACUGUGAACACACUCCAAGCGACUUAUCAAGCACCACCUCCCAGGUCCCCAAGCAGCCUCCGAAGCGCUCCAGGGCUGCCUUCUCUCACACUCAGGUGAUCGAGCUGGAGAGGAAGUUCAGCCAUCAGAAGUACCUGUCUGCCCCUGAAAGGGCUCACCUGGCCAAGAACCUCAAGCUCACCGAAACCCAAGUGAAAAUAUGGUUUCAGAACAGACGCUACAAGACUAAGCGAAAGCAGCUGUCCGAAGAGCUCGGCGUCUUGGAGAAGACCUCGCCUUUGUCUUUGCCAGCCCUGAAAGAAGACAGCCUGUCUAGGGCCUCCUCGGUUUCCGUGUACACCAGCUACCCCUAUUACCCGUACCUUUAUUGUCUGGGCAGCUGGCGUCCAACUUUCUGGUAA